This is a messenger RNA of Ananas comosus (pineapple), 1324 nucleotides long. RefSeq names its product proteasome subunit beta type-7-A-like. The transcript has 10 exons. The coding region runs from base 158 to 976 and encodes 272 amino acids. The record is from RefSeq and is a predicted model, not a curated record. Gene Ontology annotation, cellular component: proteasome core complex. Gene Ontology annotation, molecular function: threonine-type endopeptidase activity. Lineage: Eukaryota; Viridiplantae; Streptophyta; Magnoliopsida; Poales; Bromeliaceae.
GGACCCAGUUGAAACGCUGGUAAAAGUUCUAGUACCUAAAACACCAACAAAAAUAAAUCCCUUUGCCUUGUUGUUCAAGAAUCUGGGGCGCGAGGGGUUUCAGGAGCAACUGUUUUAGGGUUUGAUCUCUGUCACUUCCGCUCCUUCGCUGCCACAGAUGGCUAGAAUGUCAGAUGUUCCGCCAAAAGGUGGGUUCAGCUUUGAUUUAUGCCGUAGAAAUGAAAUGCUACUGAAGAAAGGAAUACAACUUCCAUCAUUUAGAAAGACCGGAACAACUAUUGUUGGUUUAGUUUUUCAGGAUGGCAUUGUUCUUGGAGCCGAUACAAGGGCAACUGAGGGGCCCAUAGUUGCUGAUAAGAAUUGUGAGAAAAUCCACUAUAUGGCACCUAAUAUCUAUUGCUGUGGAGCAGGAACUGCUGCUGACACAGAGGCAGUAACAGAUAUGGUGAGCUCCCAACUUCAGCUUCACCGCUAUGCAACUGGUCGAGAAUCAAGAGUCAUUACCGCUCUAACCCUUCUAAAAUCACAUCUUUUCAGUUACCAAGGCCAUGUCAGUGCUGCAUUAGUUCUUGGUGGAGUUGAUGUAACAGGGCCACAUCUGCACACUGUUUACCCACAUGGAUCAACCGAUACUCUCCCUUUCGCUACAAUGGGUUCUGGUUCUCUUGCUGCAAUGGCUGUUUUUGAAUCGAAAUAUAGAGAUGGCCUUACUAGAGAUGACGGAAUACAACUUGUCUGCGAGGCAAUUUGUUCUGGCAUUUUCAAUGAUUUGGGCAGCGGGAGCAAUGUCGAUGUUUGUGUCAUUACGAAAGGACAGACAGAGUACUUAAGAAACCACCAGUUGCCCAAUCCUAGGACCUAUGUGAGUACAAAGGGCUACAACUUCGUCAAGGGCCAUACAGAGGUCUUGGCAACCAAAAUUAAGCUACUCAAGCCGAAGGCGCAAGUUCCUGAGGGCGACUCAAUGGAGGAGUAAUUAUGCAUCAGGACAUGGAAGAGUAGCUUCUUCAGUUACAUCAUUUGUCGCUAAAUCGAAAAUUCAAGAUCAUCUAAGGUAACCUGCAGGUUUAUUGGGCAUUUCUGGACACUCAGAAUUUACGGUCUUACUGGUGAGAGCUCAAUCAAUGAACUUCAAUUAUCUGCCAAAACCUACCAUCUUCUUCUUAUUUCAUUAAUUAAUGCACGACUGUGGGGCCAAAGAAGACUUUGUUUGAUGAACACUGCAUUUUCCUUUGUGUUUCUUGAAUCAAAUUGUUGUGUCGAGGCUUGAAUUCGCCGGAAAAUUCGUCGUCUUUUAUUUAUUUUAGCAUAGCACUUGUUUUAA